GAAGGUUUUCUUCUAAUUAGCCAAAGUUCGUCAAAGUUGAGUCAACUUCCUAAGGUUUUCUGACAAUGGCGCCACAAUGUGUUAUCGUGACUUCCCCGACUGAGCCGGGGUAGCCUUUAUUGGAAACUCAACCAUAAACAAGACAAACCAUAAUUCAUUGUCUAUUGAACUCACUCAACAAUAAACUUCAUAAGAAAUUAUAUAAAACAAUCCUUUAUUCCCCAAUCUCAACUUUUCCCAAUGAACAAUCAAUUCGUUUGCCAACGUAGCAGAUCGUAUCUUUCUGAUGCCCAAUUGGAUAAGUACCUCACUCGAGGCCCAAUUCCAUGACAGCCGAACAUUCCUUGACAAUACACACUACACAACACUCAUCACCAUAAUUGCCUACCCAAUCGCUCUAUUUAAUACCUCGUAAAUAAUUCCAUCCAAAUCAAUUCACUCUACACCAAUCUCAUCCCCACACAAAUCAUUAUGCCGAAUCACAACACACAGGAGGGCAUGAACCGCCCAAAUAUCACACAUCUUAAGAGCAUUCUCCGAAAUCGAAUAGGAGACGAUAGCAGCGAAAUGGUGUCGUGCACGGAAGACAGACACCGAUGCCGCGCCCUGACUGUCACAUUCAACGACGCGAAGCUCGCCAGCGAUGCCGAGACGGGCUUUCACUACUUCCCUAGCGCUAGAUCGCGCAAGGAGUACGUAGCUGAUGUCCAGACACGCAAAGCUGCAGAGCUACUCGAGUUUUUCAGGAACCUACGGAAUUCUCAAGUUAGAGGGCCUGCAGACGAAGAGGACGAGAGCGACAGGGGCGACAGUAGUGAAGAUGAGGACACCGAGGACGAAGGUGACGACUAUGAUGAUGACUACAAGGACGAGGACGAGGACGAGGACGCGGACGAGGGCCAAGAUACGGACGAUCCCGACACAGAUGAUGAUGAUCUCGAAAUUGUCUUCGAAGAUGAUCCUAACCCGAGCCUUGGAAAAGGCCUCGAGAGUCUCAUAGAAAAGAUAAGAUCUAAUGAGUAAAACAGCCUUUUCCCGUGAUUACUUUAUCCCUAUGAUGACUCCUCGACCACACAUGCAACAUACGACCUGUCUUUGGCGUGACACCAAUCGUCCUUAGGUACGAU
This is a messenger RNA of Hypoxylon trugodes, 1127 nucleotides long. RefSeq lists its product as uncharacterized. The record is from RefSeq and is a predicted model, not a curated record. Lineage: Eukaryota; Fungi; Ascomycota; Sordariomycetes; Xylariales; Hypoxylaceae. Bases 472 to 1023 code for a protein of 183 amino acids. The transcript has 2 exons.